GUUAACUGUUACUCGAGCAUUUUUCACAUUCAUCUUUCUCUCUCUCUCUCUCUCUCUCUCUCUCUAGCUUUCUUUUCUUUUCUUUCUUCUCUUUUUUUUUCUCUUUCUUGGAGAGAUUGGGCACCUGGGAAGCUCACGUCGGUUGGAGAAGGAAGGAGAGAGUCGAAGGAAAACGAAAUGGCGAAAUCGAGCGCGGACGACGAGGAGCUAAGGCGAGCUUGUGAGGCCGCAAUCGAAGGCACGAAGCAGAAGAUCGUGAUGUCGAUUCGCGUCGCUAAAAGCCGCGGGAUCUGGGGUAAAUCUGGCAAAUUGGGCCGUCACAUGGCUAAACCGAGGGUCCUGGCUCUCUCCAUGAAAUCAAAAGGUCAGCGGACUAAAGCUUUUUUGCGAGUCAUGAAGUAUUCUACAGGUGGCGUUCUUGAGCCUGCUAAGCUUUACAAGCUGAAACAUCUUUCAAAGGUGGAGGUUAUAACUAAUGACCCCAGUGGAUGUACUUUCACUUUGGGAUUUGAUAACCUCAGAAGUCAGAGUGUUGCACCACCUCAGUGGACCAUGCGCAACAUUGAUGACAGGAACCGCCUUUUACUAUGUAUCUUGAACAUAUGCAAAGAUGUACUUGGUCGUCUUCCCAAAGUUGUUGGUAUAGAUGUUGUGGAGAUGGCUCUUUGGGCUAAGGAAAAUACACCCUCAGUUACUACU
Theobroma umbraticum is the source of this 699-nucleotide messenger RNA. Its product is annotated as exocyst complex component SEC3A-like. Lineage: Eukaryota; Viridiplantae; Streptophyta; Magnoliopsida; Malvales; Malvaceae. Gene Ontology annotation, biological process: Golgi to plasma membrane transport; exocytosis. Gene Ontology annotation, molecular function: phosphatidylinositol-4,5-bisphosphate binding. Gene Ontology annotation, cellular component: plasma membrane; exocyst. The record is from RefSeq and is a predicted model, not a curated record.